Messenger RNA from Leishmania braziliensis MHOM/BR/75/M2904, 3732 nucleotides. RefSeq names its product putative cation-transporting ATPase. Lineage: Eukaryota; Euglenozoa; Kinetoplastea; Trypanosomatida; Trypanosomatidae. The record is from RefSeq and is a predicted model, not a curated record. The transcript has a single exon. Gene Ontology annotation, cellular component: endoplasmic reticulum membrane. Gene Ontology annotation, biological process: intracellular calcium ion homeostasis. Gene Ontology annotation, molecular function: ATP hydrolysis activity; ATP binding; P-type ion transporter activity. The coding region runs from base 1 to 3732 and encodes 1243 amino acids.
AUGCCGACCGAGUGCAUUGUCGAGAACACCAUGAUCCGGCAGCUCCGGCUCCUGCAGCGCCGUGAGUGGUACACCUGGGUCACUAUAUGGCCAUUCGCGGUGCUCUACGUCGUCUCCGCCGUCCUCUACCUCUACCCCGAGCUCAUCUGGGACCGCGUGACCUACCUGGUGCAUCAGACGUACAUUGACUUCUUCCACGCCAUCUGCUUCCCUGUCGUCUUGUUCCUCCACUCCUUCCUCUCUCUCUUCACGAUCUGGUCCGUCAAGUUCCGCGCACGCCUCAUCUAUCGCACGGUGGCGAUGGAGCGGCUAACAGAGGCGACAGAUGUGCUGGUGGAGACGCACCUGCACAAGGGCGAGUCAGAGAUCGUGCCGCUACACCAAGAGAGCGACGACGGUCACCCACCGUGCUUUGUCUUCCAGCAGCGCAAGUGGAAGCUCGACGAGCGCGAAGGCAUCUUCGUGAAGCCCCGCUUCCCCACCAAGCACAGCUUCUCGUAUUAUAUGCGCUGGGAGGGACUCAACAAGGAGGCGGACUGCGCGAAGCAGGUGGACACGUACGGGCUCAACAAGAUGGAGGUGGUUAUCCCCGAGUUCCAGGACCUCUUCGUCGACCACGCCCUCUCCCCGUUCUUUGUGUUUCAAAUUUUCUGCGUGCUGCUCUGGUGCCUUGACGAGUAUUGGUACUACUCUCUCUUCACCGGUGUCAUGAUGGUGGGCAUGGAGUGCACGACGGUCUACCAGCGCAUCCGCAACAUGCGAACGCUGCGUGACAUGGCCGAGGUGCCGGUGCGCGACAUCGACGUCAUGCGCGGUGGCAAGCGUGUCACGAUCCAGACCGAUGCCCUGUUGCCGCUGGAUAUCAUCGUGGUGCCGAGCAACGCCCCUUGCCCGGUCGAUGCGGUGCUGGUGAAGGGCACUGCGGUGGCAAACGAGGCAAGCCUGACAGGUGAGUCGACGCCGCAGCUGAAGGAGGCGCCGGAUGAUGUGGAGGUGUCUCUCAGCGUCAAGAAACACGCGCGACACAUGCUCUUCUCCGGCACGCAGAUUCUGCUCAGCAACGGACCUCACACGUCAUCCGAGGAAGGUGGGCAUAACCGCGACAAGAGCCAGGCGCUCGCCGUCGUGCUGAGGACGGGGUUUGAGACGAAGCAAGGCAAACUGCUGCGCACUAUUCUGCACAGCCAAGGGCGCGUCAGCGAGAAUAGCGGAGAGGCGUUCGGCUUUAUUGGCGUGCUCGUGGUCUUCGCGCUGGCGGCCAGUGGCUACCUGCUAAAGCACGGUCUUGCAGAUCCGCACCGCAGCCGGUGGAAGCUCUUCCUGUCAUGUGUGCAGAUCAUCACUUCCGUGGUGCCGCCAGAGCUACCGAUGGAGCUGUCGCUGGCCGUUAACACUACCCUGUUGGCACUGACGAAGCUACAGGUGUUCUGCACGGAGCCAUUCCGCAUCCCGUAUGCGGGCAAGGUAGACACGUGCUGCUUUGACAAGACCGGCACUCUCACAACGGACGAGAUGCUCUUCGGCGGUGUCGACAUGGUUGAUGGUAAGGGGCUGCUGAACAAGCUCAAGGCCAUUCCAAAGCACGCGGAGAUGGUUCUGGCCACGUGCCACUCCCUCGUUUACCUUGACGAGCAGACGCUUGCCGGAGAUGAGAUGGAGAAGGCUGCCAUUACCGCUCUUGGCUACCGCAUAGACGGCGAGGACAGCAUCUUCCACGACCCCAAGCCCGCAAAGGAGAAGGGCACGGAGGAGCAGGUGACGAAGAAGAAAGGCGCUGCGGAACCUCAGAGGAUGUACAAGGUACUACUACGCUUUCCCUUCCUCGCCACGCUGCGCCGCAUGGCCUGCGUCGUCUCCGCUCCAGACGGCAAGUAUAUCGUCGCCAAGGGCUCGCCGGAGUCCAUAGCGGCCUUGUGCGAAUCCGUCCCUGCCAACUGCCUGAAGAUCGCUGAGGAGACGGCGGCGAAGGGCUACCGCGUCAUCGCCCUUGCCUACCGCCCGCUGACGGAUGCCGAGCGGGCGUCGAAGGACACGAUUCGUGCUCUCCGCCGCGAUGACGUUGAGGAGGGCCUGCGGUUUGCCGGUCUCGCCGUGUACGUGUGCCCGCUGAAGAAGGAUGCCAAGGAGACGAUCGAAAACUUGACGGGCGGCAGCCACCGCUGUGUCAUCAUCACCGGUGAUAGCGUGCAGACAGCGAUCUCUGUCGGCAAGGAUGUGUCGAUGCUGCUAUGCAAGCGCCAGCUGGUGGCGAAGGAGAAGGAGACAGGUGGCGGAGUGGAGUGGGCGGACUCGGUCUCAGGUGCAGUGCAGUCGGGGACGGCCAAGGACAUCCUCACCAACACCUUCCAGCGCAGCCGUCGCAAACGGACGCCGCACGAAGACGAGUGGGACCUCUGCGUGAACGCGGAGGCGAUCAGCCCCGAGUCCAUGCAGCACAUCAUUGAGAUGUACAACGAGCGGGUCACCAUCUGGGCUCGCUGCGCGCCAACACAGAAGGAGGAAAUCGUCACUGAUCUCAAGAAGAAGGGCCACAUUGUCAUGAUGGCAGGCGACGGCACGAACGAUGUUGGCGCGCUAAAACAAGCGCACGCUGGCAUUGCCGUCCUGAACUCGGCCUCUGUUGCACCCAAGGCGGAGAAGGAGGUGGAGAUAGGCCCGCAACCGCACAGUGAGCCAGAUCUGCCGGCGGAGCUGAAGGUGCCGCCGAAUUUUAAGUUCACCGCCGUACCACCAGAGCCGCCGGCGGGGACGCCAUUCAUGCAGAUGAUGAGAUGGAAGGUGCUUGAGGCAAAGCGCAAGGUGGAGAUUAUGCAGGUUACGCGGUGGAACCAGCAGCUGAAGGAUGCGGAAAAGGCCAAGGCGGACAAGAAGGCGAGCGCGUCGCUAUUGCGGAGUGGGCCUGGCGAGUCGGACUUUCUGAUGGAGUCGCUUUUCAAUGCCGAUGAUGAGAAUAUGGGAGGCCCACCGAUGAUCAAACUGGGCGACGCGUCCAUAGCGGCGCCGUUCACGUGCCGCUCCAAGGCGCUUACCUCCGUCUGCGACAUCAUCCGGCUCGGGCGCACGACGCUUGUGACGACGCACAUGAUGUACAAAAUCCUCGCUCUGAACUGCCUUACGCAGGCGUACUCCAUGUCGGUGCUGCACUGCGCUGGCGUGAAGUUUGGCGAGAAGCAGAUGAUCUUGGCCGGAAUCAUCUUGUCUGUGUGCUUUCUCUUCAUGUCCCGCAGCAAGCCGUUGGCGCACCUGUGCCCCCAGCGCCCUGUCACGAAGGUGUUCCACCCGUACAUGAUCUGUACAGUCUUCUUCCAGUUUGUGCUGCACCUCUACUGCAUGAUGAAGACGUCGUGGAUGGUGGCGGAGGUGGACGCGGCGACCAUGAGCGACAUGAGCAAGAACUACCAGGACGUCGAGUUCAAGCCGACACUGCUGAACUCCACCAUGUUCCUCCUCACCACCCUCAUCUCCGGCGUAACCUUUGCCGUGAACUACCGCGGCGAGCCAUUCAUGCAGGGUAUCCGCAAGAACCGACCCAUGUUUAUUGCCCUCAUCAUCCUCAGCAUCGUCGUCCUCUGCUUCGCCUUCGAAUCGAGCCCGGAGUUCAACAAGGAGUUUGAAAUCACCGCUUUUCCUACAGAGGCGUUCCGCACGCGCUUCACGCAACUCCUCAUGCUUGAUGCGCUCGGUUGCUUUGUGAUCGAGAAGGCGUCGCUGAUGCUCUUCACGGACUACUGA